Molecule: messenger RNA, 2032 nt
Organism: Tachyglossus aculeatus (Australian echidna)
Lineage: Eukaryota; Metazoa; Chordata; Mammalia; Monotremata; Tachyglossidae
Gene: IL11RA
Product: interleukin 11 receptor subunit alpha
Exons: 13
Coding region: 89-1414 (441 amino acids)
Biological process (GO): cytokine-mediated signaling pathway; immunoglobulin mediated immune response
Cellular component (GO): external side of plasma membrane; membrane
Molecular function (GO): protein binding; cytokine receptor activity
Source: RefSeq, a predicted model, not a curated record
GCCAGCCGGGCCCACCGAGGGGGCCGGGGCCAGGGCCAGGAGGAGGAGGAGGAGGAAGGCCGGGGGGUGGCAGGACUGGCCCCCAAAGAUGAGCAGUCGCAGCCCGGGGCUGGGCAGAGCCAUCAUGAUGUUGGCCGCAGCACUGGUCUCUGCCACCGCCUCGGACCCUGAGGACUGGGGCCCUGCAGGGGUCCAGUAUGGGCGACUUGGAGAGACUGUGAUCUUGACCUGCCCAGGAGCUGCCAGUGGGAUGGCCGUGUCCUGGCACAGGCCCGGGGCCCGGGCGCUGCCGCCGGGUUCCGUGACUGGCCAGCGGGAGCUCCUCCUGCCCCAGGCUGACCCCUCCGCUGAGGGGGACUACAGCUGUCGGGACAGGCACCUGGACGGACGGCCCCUGGGCUCCGUGACCCUGCGGCUUGGCCACCCACCCAUACGUCCCACCGUGACCUGCCGUGCUGCCGACUAUGAGAACUUCUCCUGCUCCUGGAGUCCCGGCAGGGCCAGCCACCUCCCAACCCGCUACCUAACCUCCUACAGGAAGAAGACUUUGACUGGAGCCAAUUCAGGGGGGAGGCUGCUGUGGUCCGGGGAGGUGGGCGUCUGUGAGCAGGAGCAUCCUGAGGUCCGGCGCUGUGUGGUCUGCGGCUCAGAGUUCUGGAGCGAGUACCGUGUCAACGUGACUGAGCUCAACCCCCUGGGGGCCAGCGCCCGCCUGCUGGAUGUCAGCAUGCAGACCAUCUUACGACCGGACCCCCCCGAGGCACUGAGGGUGGAGUCAGUGCCUGGAGCCCCUCACCGCCUGCGGGUCAGCUGGGCAUACCCGGCCUCUUGGCCCCGACAACCCCACUUCCUGCUACGCUUCCGCCUCCAGUAUCGGCCUCUGCUGCACCGCUCCUGGUCCAUGGUGGAGCCCGCUGGGCUGGAGGAGCUGAUCACGGACGCAGUAGCUGGGCUGCCCCACGCUGUGCGGGUCAGUGCUCGGGACUUCCUGGAUGCUGGAAACUGGAGUGACUGGAGCCCUGAGGCCUGGGGGACGCCAAGCCCCAGUGAGGGGGAAGGCAAAAGAGGAGAGGGCCCAUCCAGCCAGAGCCCCCAGCCCCGACAAGGGACCACAGAGAGCAGCUCCCCUGAACUCUUAGGUCCCGAUCUUCCCCAGCCGCAUGCCGAAGUCUUCCCACACGACUGUCUCUCACCCCCGUUUCCCCUUCACCCAGAACGCCGGGCCCCCCUGGAGCAGGCGGCUGUUGUGGUCUCCGUGGGCGUCUUCGCCUUCGUGGUCCUGGCCGCUGUGGGCCUCGUUCUCUUGCUGCUGUGGCUGCGGCUGCGGUGCUCCGGGAAAGGCGAGGCCCAGAAGCCGGGGCUCCUAGUGCCCGUUCUGUGGGUGAAGGUGCCUUCCAGGUCCCAGAUUCUCUAGCAGACCUUGGAUGACCUCUCUCCCAGUGAAAGUGCCACAGCCCUGGGGCCAGCCGGACAGAUUGCAGCCCCUCAGGGGUGAACACACAGACAUGGACAGGCAGCUCUGUUGGAGGCAAUGGCCUGGACAGAGCCUCUGCUUGGCCCAAGGGUCUGGCAGCCGAAUUCCCCCUGCUUCCCCCAUCACUCCCAUGGCCUAGGGAGGCUUGGGCAGGGGGCCUUAGGUGGGAGACCCACCCUGCCCCUCCCCCUAACACUGGCUAUCCUAGCCAGGGACGAUCGCACUUGGGGGUCCCUUCCCCAUCACAUCUAUGUUUCUGAGGCUCCGAUUGAGAGGGCACAUGCUACCCUCAUGUGGGAAAGUGGGGAGGUGAUGUGUAAGAGUGAGAGAGCUUGUGGGUGCAAGUCCUAUGUGUGCAGGAGGGCCACACGAUACAUGUGAGUGAGAGACUAGGUGGGGCACAUGUGCAUAAGCAUGUGUGUGUGUGCAUGUGCGUGUUUGUGUGUAAGUAGAGGUCACGUGAGGGAAUGAGCUCCACAUGGCCUCUUACUCUGGUCUGCGUCACCAGGGCAGGGGAGGGGGUGGUGUCUGGGGUGUGAAUAAAGGAAAGGAAGCGUG